AUGCCAGUCACGCCGCGCCGCUCGACCCGCGGCGCAGUCUUCACGCCGACGGCGAGCGUGGCGUCGGUGCCAACCGACACGGUCUUCGCGUGGACUGGUACGGCCAAGCCCGCCGCAGAAGGCGGCAGGGUGUACUACUCUGGCUUUUCGCGCAUCGUCAAGCACUCGACUCGCGGGGGCAAGGCCGCCGUCGGCGGCGAUGACAGCGACGACAACAGCGACGAUGAGGAGGGCAACGCGAACACGAAGACGCCAAAGGUCGAAGUCGCGGUGCCGAAGCGCCGCCGCGCCCCUGCCCCCAAGCCGGACGAGGAAUCCCGCUUCGCGAUCGGCGACGGCGUCGUCGUGCAGGUCGAGGGCGGGAACGACGGCAUCGGCAUGCUCACUGCGCUUUGGGAGGAGCCGGCCGGCGACGACGAAGACGACGAGUCGGAGGACAGCUCGCGGUCCAGCUCGGCCCCCGACAAGCCCCUCAUGAUGGCGCAGAUCCACUGGUUCUUCAGAAAGGAGGACUUGCCCGGCGUUAUGAGAAACGUCAAGCUCGAGGACAACGAGGUCCUCCUCGCCAGCUCGCCAAACCGGCCAGUAACGACCAACCUCCCGCUACCCCUCCUCGUCAAAACCAUCCCGAUCUACUCGAAAGCCGUGUACAAGGCCCAGUUCCCCGACGCCGAGAGAAAAACACAGUGGAAGGGCUGGGCGUACCUCCCCAAGGCGAACGUGUUCUGGUGCGCGCGCGCAUACGACAAGGGCGCUCGCGGCGGCAAGGUGUGGAAGGUCGACAUUGACGAGUGGAAGGGGCGCGGGCGCGCGGGCAUGGGGUGGGCCGUGCAGAUGGUGCAGGAGGAGAGCGAGGACGAGGACGAGAGCGCGGCGACGUCGCGUGCCGCGAGCCCCGACGCAGGGAGCGAGAGCAGGGACGACGACGCGUCCGUGGUCGACAGCGACGAGGACGACGGCCCGCGACGGCGCAAGGCCGCGCCAAAGCGCAAGCGCGCGGCCGCUACGACGCCGCGGAAGCGCGCAAAGCCAGAGCCGAAGAAACGCAUCCCGCAUCCCAAGUCGUCGAGCUCGCGCCUCCCUGCGGCCGUCCCGCGCGUCGAGGAUCUCCCAGCAGAUCCGUACGAGCGCGCCCUGCGCCUCCUGCACGUCGGCGCAACGCCAGAGAGCCUGCCGUGCCGCGAGGAAGAGUACGUCGACGUGCUGAGCCGCGUCGAGGAGGGGAUCGAGAGUGGCGGCGGCGGGUGUCUGUACAUUGCCGGCGUGCCCGGUACCGGCAAGACGGCGACGGUGCAUGCCGUGGUCAAGGAGCUGCGGCGGAAAGCCGAGGACGGGGAAUUAGCCCCCUUCUCCUACGUCGAGAUCAACGGCCUCAAGAUCCCGUCCCCGCAGCACGCGUACACGGUGCUUUGGGAGACGAUUUCGGGGCAGAAGGGCUGCUCGGCCAAGACGGCGCUGCGCGGGCUCGAGGCGCACUUUGGUCGCAAGACUGGCUCUGGCGUGCGUGGGCCAAGAGGACAUACCUUCGUCGUGCUCAUGGACGAGCUUGACCAGCUCCUCACGGCGAAGCAGGACGUCGUGUACAACUUUUUCAACUGGCCCACGAUGCGCGACUCGCAGCUGUUCGUGGUGGCGAUCGCGAACCGCAUGGACCUGCCACAGCACCUGGCGGCCAAGAUCAAGUCGCGUCUCGGCCUGCAGACGCUCCUCUUCCAGCCGUACGACCGCCAGAGCCUGAUUGAAAUCGUGCAGUCGCGGCAGGUGGCGCACCCCGCCUCGAACGCAGAGCACAAGGUGCUCGCGCCCGAUGCGAUCGCCCUCGCCGCCACCAAGAUGGCAGGCACGAACGGCGACGCGCGCCGCGUGCUCGACGCGUGCCGCCGCGCCGUCGAGGUCGCCAUGGCCGCGCCAGAGCGCAAGGCAGUCUCCGCACGCGACAUGGUGCAGGUGCUCAACGCCAUGAGCUCGUCCCCCGUCGCCCUCUUCCUCCGCCAGUGCAGCCCGCAGCAGAAGCGCUUGCUGGCCGCGCUCGUCCGGUGUAUCCGCCGCGAGGGCGUGCCCGAGAUUCCGUGGCGCGCCGUCCGGACAGACCACGACGCGCUGACCCGCUCCCUGGCCGAGAGCAACGAGCUGCUCAGCGACGCCGAGCUGCUCCUCGUCCGCUCGUCGCUUGUUGCUACGCACGCGCUCACGUCUGCGCCGGACGCGUACCGGGCGCCCGAGGACCGCCGCCUCGCGCUCGGUAUGGAGAUUGGAGAGGUUGGCCGCGUGCUCAUGAACGAGGGGGAGGCGUGGCGCCGUGCGUUGGCGGGCAUUUAG
This is a messenger RNA of Vanrija pseudolonga, 2319 nucleotides long. It is a transcript of the gene orc1, whose product is annotated as Origin recognition complex subunit 1. The transcript has 5 exons. Gene Ontology annotation, cellular component: nuclear origin of replication recognition complex. NCBI's taxonomy places the organism in Eukaryota, Fungi, Basidiomycota, Tremellomycetes, Trichosporonales, Trichosporonaceae. Bases 1 to 2319 code for a protein of 772 amino acids. Gene Ontology annotation, molecular function: ATP hydrolysis activity; ATP binding; DNA replication origin binding. Gene Ontology annotation, biological process: mitotic DNA replication checkpoint signaling; DNA replication initiation. The record is from RefSeq and is a predicted model, not a curated record.